This is a messenger RNA of Mus pahari (shrew mouse), 1833 nucleotides long. RefSeq names its product N-acetylglucosamine kinase (gene Nagk). Gene Ontology annotation, molecular function: N-acetylglucosamine kinase activity. Bases 135 to 1013 code for a protein of 292 amino acids. NCBI's taxonomy places the organism in Eukaryota, Metazoa, Chordata, Mammalia, Rodentia, Muridae. The transcript is spliced from 9 exons. The record is from RefSeq and is a predicted model, not a curated record.
UGGGCGGGAGCGAAGUCACCGCUAGGGUGGAGGUUGCUACGGCGGACCAGCGGUGGCAACGGUAGUAUGGCCGCGCUUUAUGGUGGCGUGGAAGGCUGAUUGGCACAGACCAGUGUGUGGAAAGGAUCAAUGAGAUGGUGGACAGGGCCAAACAGAAGGCUGGAGUGGAUCCUCUGGUACCCCUUCGAAGCCUGGGCCUGUCCCUGAGUGGUGGGGAGCAGGAGGAUGCAGUGAGGCUCCUGAUUGAGGAGUUGAGGCACCGAUUCCCCAGCCUGAGUGAAAACUACUUAAUCACCACGGAUGCAGCAGGUUCCAUCGCCACAGCUACACCAGAUGGUGGGAUUGUGCUCAUCUCUGGCACAGGCUCCAACUGUAGGCUUAUCAACCCUGAUGGCUCCGAGAGUGGCUGUGGUGGCUGGGGCCACAUGAUGGGAGACGAGGGCUCAGCCUACUGGAUUGCACACCAAGCUGUGAAAAUUGUGUUUGACUCUAUCGACAACCUGGAGGCAGCUCCUCAUGAUAUUGGCCAUGUCAAGCAGGCCAUGUUCGACUAUUUCAAGGUGCCAGAUCGGCUUGGAAUCCUCACCCAUUUGUAUAGGGACUUUGAUAAAUCCAAGUUUGCUGGAUUUUGCCAGAAAAUUGCAGAAGGUGCACAUCAGGGAGAUCCUCUUUCCAGGUACAUCUUCAAGAAGGCUGGCGAGAUGCUGGGCAGACAUGUUGUGGCAGUAUUGCCAGAGAUUGACCCGGUUUUAUUCCAAGGGGAACUUGGCCUCCCCAUUCUGUGUGUCGGCUCAGUGUGGAAGAGCUGGGAGCUCCUGAAGGAAGGCUUUCUCCUGGCGCUGACACUGGGCCGAGAGCAGCAGGCACAGAACUCCUUCUCCAGCUUCACCCUGAUGAAGUUGCGGCAUUCUUCUGCACUGGGGGGUGCCAGCCUGGGAGCCAGGCACAUUGGAUACCACCUUCCCAUGGACUACAGUACCAAUGCCAUUGCCUUCUAUUCCUAUACCUUCUAGAGGCUGUCCCCCUGCCCAUCCAGCCAACACCGAGUGCUGGGAAACUUUCCUUUUUUAAAAACACAUAUGGAAGAAAAUAAAUGCACUUUACUCCCUCCCUGGCAGGGUGUCAUCUUCCACACAUUGCUGUGCAUAUCCUCAGCACCUCCAGCAGGUCCACCUAGCAAGCUCUCAGUUUAAAGACCCACCAGGCUCUUAGGCACGUAAGAGCCCAGCCCUCCCCAUUUCCAAAGCCCUCUACAUAUGCUUUGGCUGCCAGAAGCUGGGACCCAAGUUUCCUCUUGGCAGUUAUGAUUCCUCAUGACAGAGCUAAGUAUGUCUAAGCCCACCUCCUGGGGAAUGACCCAAGAUCUAUCAUACCCUCUCCCAAGCUUCCCAGUGGGUUUUGGGAGACAGUACAAUCCUAGUCUCAAUUUUGACUUAAUUUUAUUUGGUAGCUGUAGGUACACAGGGCAGUUUUUCUUUUUCAUGUGUGCAUGAAUCCCUGAGGGCCAGGUAGGCACUGCUUAACUCAGUGGCCUGCCUGCUUCUGACUGCUGCUCACUCGGCUCUGGUUAUAGUGAGAGAUUUCUCUCUCAGACCUUUAUAUCUGGGCAGCUACUGCUGCCAGCCCUGGUGGGGAGGGCCUUUCCUCUGGAGGUAAUCCUUCCAGGAAAAAUUCUGGCCCAGAGGCAGGGUUCUCCAUCAUGUCCAGAUCCAGCUGGCAGCUGAUUAACCAGGUAUGAUGUGCAACAAUGCUAGUGUUUUAACCUCGGGGUUUGUUUUCUCUCUCUCCAACUCCUGCACAGCACAUGUGUCCAUAAGGCAUAGCCAGGAAGGU